CGAGACCAAAGACCACAAAGAUAAAAAAGACCGAGAAAUAAAUAACUGUAGAUAAAUUAUUUGCAGUAAAUACAUCACACUUUUCCUUUAGGUUACACUAAAGCAUUUUCCAGUUGCACACAAAUGGUGUUCAGCAAUCAUUGAGUGAAAGUGAUUGAAAUAUUUUGGUUUUUGAUGCAAAGUGAGCAGUCUAAGUUACCAUUGCAAUUUUGGAACAAAAACAUCAGCUUUGAAAAACUGAAACAUAUGUGUGUAUUACGGUAUAUUAUUUGAAAAUAUUUGAACAUGUGGCUCUGAGAUAUAGUCACUGGCAUAAAUAACCUAAGUCAUCUUGUGAUUCUGUCACCCUAGUAUAGUGACACGCAGGGCAGAAGAGUCAGAGAGGGAGAGAGAGCAGCAGCUGGGCUCACACGCUGUCAUACUAUACCACCUCCACUCUGCCCCAUUUGGAUCCUCAGCACAUUCCUCCGCACCAAUGAGUGAAACAUUACCACAACAGCAGUUAUGCAGUUUGUUUCCAUCUCGAUGAUGUCUUUGUAUUACCUGUGAACCGGUAUCUACAAACACAAAGGAAAGAUUCACUCAAGGACAACAAAACACAGUGGAAGUUUCAGAAUCAAUCAUAAAAAUUGUCUUAGUGUUGGUUAAACACCCCAACACACACACUUUGAACUCCUAGAAUCACUCUGAGGUGGGGUGUUUCCUCCUAUAAACUUGCUAUUUCCUCUAUCAGUGGCUGUAAAGUGACGCACUUUAAAAAGACGGGAUAUUUUUGAAGAUACUUGAGUUCUUUAAAUAGUAAUGCAGCGUUGUAAACAAGGUUGUGAUGUAUGUAAUUGUUUUUUGACUAUAAACAAGGCACAGCGAUAUAGGACUCAAAUACAGGAAAUUAAGUAGUUGAGAUCAUUUUUUUCUGCAAGUACAGACAAAUGAUUAAACAUGUCCUAAUUGUCCUUACUCUUAAUGUGACAUUAAUGUCAUACUACCAAUGAAUUGGGGGUUGAAGAUUUUUAUAAUAAACAUCAAAGCAUUUUCUUCUAUUAGAUGACUAAUAUGAUCUACAAACGUAUCUAAGUAACAUUUCUCUAAAUGUAACCAUAAUACACAAAAAGAUUGUCUAUUAAAAACUAACUCAGAUUGUUGACAUUGGCGUUCUGCACUGUAAUGCCAUUUACUUGCAGCAGGUGUCAGUGUUCCCACGAAUUUCUUUCUUUUGGUGGAAAACGAAUCUUAAAUAAUAUUACUGAUGUUUUAUAUAUGGUAUACAUAUUUUUCUAUUGGAUACCUUUUUUGUAUCGGACCACAGUAAAAACAUGUUUUAGGUUUACUUUUGUGUAAAAAAGUUAUACUGUGUUGUUAAAUGGUUGGAAAAUAACUAACUUAAAUGUUUUUACAUAAUUGUGUCCCUUGGUGUUUCCAAAUUCUCAACAGUUGAACUAAAAGGUAUUAUUUGCAUUUAAAUAGCAAUUACCCAAAUUAUCAUUUUUGAAAUUAUUAUUUCCUCCACUAAUCACCUGAUUAUGUUUUCAGCAGAACGAGGAAUGAAGGAGAUUCAACCAGAUAACAGAUGGAACAGCUACGUUUUGUGAUUACUUACAGAUAUUAGCAGCUUUCAGAAGAUUAAAAUAUAUAUAUAUUAACAAAAAUAGGUGUUAAAAUUAUGUUUGACAUCUAUUUGGAAUUAAAAUAGUAUAAAGAGUGUUUGUUCUGCAUUUGUUCAGUGAUUAGAACUCUUUUUUGCACCGUGCUGAGCCUGGUACUGAGAAAUCAGCUCAACAGGAGCCUUGUUUCUCAGCAGUCUGAGGAAAUUCCUGUCAUCUUAAGGAAAUCUCUCUCACUGUGACUGGACUGAUGUGAGUUCUGAGAGCUUAAAGAGCUGCCUGGUCGAAAACAUUCAAAUCCUCCACAUUAACACCGAGGCACAGUUUGGUGAGUACAAACUUCAGUGGGGUCUCAUGCUUCAUACCAUAUGGAUGGUACGGUACUGAUUCUAUCUAAACAUUAAUGUGACUAUUCUGUACAGGUGGCCUGCGGGACACAUCUGUGGUCAUGGUGACUGUCACUGCGGUCCUGAAGUUCUUCAGCCUGUUUGUUGCAGAGCUCAUCAGCUCCAUCACAGACUGGUUCCAGACCAAACCCGCAUGGGCUAAACUAGAAGUUCUAGAAGACACAGAACUAAAGACUACUGGGGGUGUCCAUGAACGACACAAGGCCAAAACUCUGUGGGAGAAAACAGGAGCAGUGGUUAUGGUAGUUCGACGACCUGGAUGAUUGUUGUGCAGAGAGGAGGCUGCUGAGCUGUCCUCUCUAAAGUCCCAGCUGCAGGAACUCGAGGUGCCUCUUUUUGCCGUGGUGAAAGAAAACCUAGGCAAGGAGCUGGACUGCUUUAAACGGUUCUUCUCUGGGAAAGUGUACGUGGAUCAGCAGAGAAACUUCUACGGCCCCCAAGAGCGAUGGAUGUUUCUCUCCAUGUUCCUUCGUAUCGGUGUGUGGAGGAACAUCUGGAGGGCUUAUCGCAGAGGCUACAGAGGGAACAUGAAAGGUGAAGGCCUGGUCUUGGGUGGUGUCUUUGUCAUUGGACCCGGUGAACAAGGCGUUCGCCUGGAGCACCGCGAGAUGGAGUUUGGGGAUAAAGUUAAUAUGCUGGCAGUACUCAGAACCGCCCGGAACAUGUGUGACAACGCACGGUAGAUCUGGGAGGUGAACUGUGGACAUCCUGUGGGAGUGGAUCAUUUCUGUUUAAUCUAGUCAAAUCCAGUAUGUUGUCUUUAUUACUCAAUUGCUUCCAACACAUCAUAUCGGGUACAUAAAACAGGAUUUCAGCAUAUUCUGACUAAUGUCCCAAUGAGUUAUGCAAUACAACUUAUUUUCUGAUACACUUUCCUUCUGUAACAGUUUUACUGUGAUGGUUUUGAGUGUGUUUUAUGAGGAUCUGUUUAAAAAUCUCCAGAGAGAGAGAGAACAGCUCUGAUGUCUGCACACUAACCCAUGUUCCACUUCAAAACUGGAUGGAUUUUACCUGACACAAUGGGAAUAAACGGCACCAAAAUAUCAUUAUUUAUAUUUUUCCUGUUUGAAUGUUGUAAAAUAAAACACACAAUUCAUACCCCAAUAAGGCCCCCGGAGUGGUGGUUAUAUGGUAGCUAAUGCAACUUAGCAAGAAGGUCAGGAUAUAGAAAUUGUCCGUUUGUAGUUAAGGGUUCCCACGCGGUACUUUGGUUUUGUACUGCAGUACAAAACAAUUCGGACAUAAUAAACACCAUAUUAUAACAUUUACUGACAAUGUACCGGAUCCUUUACUUUUUAAUGCAUACAAGGGGAAAAAACAAAUGUAAAAUUAAUUGUUUUGUGGGGAUGAAGGAGCGGUGGGGGGACACCUGAGUUUCUGUUUGUCUCGGUGAAACGGUUUGUCUUAGUUUAGCAGCUAAAAGACUUUGUAACUGAUU
Molecule: messenger RNA, 3446 nt
Organism: Cynoglossus semilaevis (tongue sole)
Lineage: Eukaryota; Metazoa; Chordata; Actinopteri; Pleuronectiformes; Cynoglossidae
Product: redox-regulatory protein FAM213A-like
Exons: 5
Molecular function (GO): antioxidant activity
Source: RefSeq, a predicted model, not a curated record